Molecule: messenger RNA, 2322 nt
Organism: Macrosteles quadrilineatus (aster leafhopper)
Lineage: Eukaryota; Metazoa; Arthropoda; Insecta; Hemiptera; Cicadellidae
Product: zinc finger MYM-type protein 1-like
Exons: 1
Coding region: 1-2154 (717 amino acids)
Molecular function (GO): protein dimerization activity
Source: RefSeq, a predicted model, not a curated record
AUGGACGGCGGCAUUUCGUUGUCGUCGACGGCUAACGUCACUAACGAAGUUAGCCUGAUUAUCAAUGAAGGGAUCAAAAAUAUUGACCACAGAAUUUCUUUGAAAAAAUUAGGACCUCCUAGACCUUUCAUGAACAUAAACCAAAUUCAAAACAGUUCAAAGAAUAAGAAUAGCUUCACACGAAAAUUUUCGCCACAUAUGUACAAUCAUGCAGAUUGGCUAUGUGGUUGUUCAAUUAAAAAUUCAUUUUUCUGCUACACUUGUUUGGUCAUGGGGGUUCAAGAUAGAGCAUGGACUGUAGACGGCAUUUCAGACCUUAAACAUCUACUGGAAAAAGUAAAAAAACACAAAACAAGUGAAAAACACAUAAAUGCGUCAAUAGAAUAUGCUGUUUUAGGUAAAGUUGAUAUUAGAUGCCAAUUGGACAAUGCAUAUAGGUUAAAAAUACAAAAACAAAAUGAAGAUGUUUCGAAAAAUCGAUACAUUCUAAGUAAGCUAAUUGAUGCAAUUAAAUUUUGUGGAGCGUUUGAAUUAGCAUUACGAGGACAUGAUGAACGCGAAAAUUCAAAAAAUCCUGGCAUAUUUCGUGGUUUGGUUAACCUUAUGGCGGAGCUGGAUGUAACAUUGCAACAGCACAUAAAUCAAACAAAUAACCGAGUGUUUUUGGGUCUGUCUAAAACCAUACAGAACGAGUUAUUGGACUCAAUAUAUUACGUUUGUCUGCAAAUGAUUCGUGACGAAUUGACACAAACCGACUAUGUUGCUAUUGAAGCCGACGAAACAACAGACUGUGCCACUUUAUCCCAACUAGUAUUUGUUAUUAGGUACGAGCUGAAUGGCACGAUUCACGAGCGAUUUAUCACUUUUAUUAGACCAAAAGGCCAUGAUGCAGAAUCAGUUAGCGAAACAAUUUUUGAAGUAUUAGAGCAAUUAAACCUCGACAAAACUCCUGAUAAAGUCAUUGCCCAGAGCUACGAUGGGGCUUCCGUAAUGAGUGGCCAACACACGGGAGUACAAGCGCGUGUAAAAUCUAAAUAUAAGAAUGCAAAUUUUGUCCACUGUUACGCACAUCAAUUAAACUUAAUCAUUGAACGCAGUGCUACACAAAAUAAGCAGGUUAAGAUAUUCUUCAGUAAUAUCGAGGGGUUUUCAUCAUUCUUUUCCCAGUCAACAAAGAGAACUGCAGUUCUCGAUGAGAUAGUAAAACGUCGUAUUCCAAAAAGCUCAGGUACUCGGUGGAAUUUUAAAUCCAGAAUUGUAAGCACAAUUUUUAAUUAUCAAAGAGAGUUGGAGGAAUGUUUAAGUUACAUACUCGACGAUGACACCAAUGACUAUGCCACAAUAAAUAAAGCUGUUGGCCUAAGAAGUAUUCUAAAAGACGAAGACUUUAUUUUCUGGCUGGACUUUUUCAAUCAAAUACUGCCCCACAGUGACAUUCUGUACAACCAACUGCAGCAAACAACAAUUGAUUGCGUCAAGGCGUUUAAGUUUGUCGGCGAUUUCAAAACUGUGGUAGAUCGCGUAAGAAACUCGACCAUGUUAGAUAAACCGAGAGAUAGUGAACCCGAAUCGAGCAAAAAGCGGAGAAGGCACGACGAUCAAAAACGCGUCGUCGCAAAGGAAGUGUGUGACAUAAUUACGUCGGGAAUUGAUGACCGUUUUACGUUUGUAAAUCAUUUGUCCGCGGCAAAACUGUUUCAGCCAAGUUUGUUUGGGGAGUUUAAAACCAAGUUUCCCGAAAAAGAGUUACACGCUGCUGCGGAACUAUUUAGCCUAAAUAAAACUGAAUUGAAACAGGAGUUAAAUGUUAUUUACAAUAGGGAUGAUUUUUCAACGGCCACAGGGUCAUUAAGACUACUCAACUUUGUCUAUGACAACAACCUCAAAGAUGUGCUUCCAGAGUCAAUCAAACUUUUAAAAAUCAUAAGCACAAUACCUAUGACUACUUCGGAAAGUGAACGUUGUUUCUCUACUUUGAAACGAAUUAAAACGUUUACCAGGAGUACCAUGAAACAAGACAGACUAAGUGCGCUUGCUAUGUGUUCUAUCGAAAAAAAGCUGUUGUCAACUUUAAACUUCAACGAAAAAGUAAUAGAUCACUUCGCCGGGCAGAAAGAAAGGAGGAUGGAUUUCACAUUCAAACAGUACAAUUAAAGUUAGGCCUUAUCCUCAUGGUAUGGUUUUCUACUCAUAUUGCCGUGGAUGUUUUAAUAUAAAAUACAAUUAGUCAAGCCUUACCCUCAUGGUUUGGUUUUCUAUUCGUUAUUGCCGUGGGUGUUUAAAUUAUACAAUUCAAUCAAUGUCAGGCCUUACCGUUUGGUU